GCGCUGGCUCAGAGUCAUCUCGCGUCAUCUUGUGUAGUUCGCACUUCCUCGCAGCGAGUCGCUGCCAGUCCCAGCGCCUGGCUCAGGAUGCAGCCGGUGCCCUCGGCACUAUGAGUGAACGCUCCAACUUAACAUAAUAAUGGACAAUUCGAGAGACAAUGGGAGCAUUGUCCCAUCCCUUACAGAUUUGGAAGGUUUUCUUACAGAGCACAAUUCUAAUGUUGUGUGGCUUUUUGUUGCCACAAUCCUAUCAUGUGGAUGGAUAAUUUAUCUGACUUACUACAAUUCCCGUAAUUUAGGACUGAUACUGACUCUGGUUCUUAACAGGCUCUAUAAAAAUGGAUAUGUCCACAUUGGUUCGUUUUCGUUCUCUGUACUAUCUGGAAAGGUCAUGUUUCGUGAAAUAUAUUAUAUCAAUGAAGACGUGUCUAUCAGAAUCCAAGAUGGAUUUCUCAUAUUCAGAUGGUGGAAAAUGUACAAUCCUAAACAGAAGCAGCAUGAUCCAAAAGCAGAAACUAGAUUGUAUAUAACAGUGAAUGGCUUUGAAUUCCAUGUUUACAAUCGUUAUGACCUGUAUGCGCAUUUGCAAGAACUGUUUGGAUUGGAACCAACAAUCAUUCCCAAAAGAGAGAAUACAAAAAUGAAGAAAAACCGGGAGAAACCAAAGUCUAAGCUUGAAAGCAUUAAAACUGAAACACAAGACCCCUCAUCAUCCUGGCGAUCACUCAUUCCAGUUAUUAAAGUUGAUAUCAGUACAGGUCGUUUGGCAUUUGGAAACCGCUUUUUGCCUCAGACGCUGUGCAUAAAUUUUGAUGAUGCUUUCCUGACAUAUACUACAAAACCACCUUCUAGCCAUCUUGACCAAUUUAUGCACAUUGUGAAGGGAAAAUUGGAAAACGUUAGAGUCAUGCUGGUUCCUAGUCCAAGACAUGUUUCCCUGCAAAACGAUGAACCACCUCGUUUGAUGGGAGAGGGUUUUGUCGUAAUGCAAUCAAAUGAUGUCGAUAUUUAUUACUACAUGGAUGAACCAGGUGUUGUACCCGAAGAAACGGAUGAAAAUGCUGAAGAGAGUCCAGGCAGUGAAAGUACAAAAUUACAAGAUUUACCACCAUGUUGGGGACUGGAUAUUGUUUGUGGUAAAGGAACGGAUUUCAACUAUGGACCAUGGGCAGAUAGACAAAGGGAAUGUUUAUGGAAGUUUUUCUUUCCAGCUGACUAUCAAACACUGAAGGUCACUGAAUUAGCAAAGCCUAGAAAGCCAAGGCAGAUUCUUGCAUUUGAACUACGCAUGAAUAUCAUUGCAGAUGCCACCAUUGAUUUACUUUUUACAAAGAACCGGGAGACCAAUGCCAUACAUGUAAAUGUUGGAGCAGGUUCCUAUUUGGAAGUUAAUGUUCCUAUGACAGUAAGUGAAAAUGGCUUUUCACCAACUAUUAAAGGUCAGCUUCUCCACGUGGAUGCAACUAGUAGCAUGCUGUAUCGAACUCUGUUGGAGGCAGAAAUGUUAGCUUUUCAUCUCAAUGCUUUCUAUCAAAGGAUAUGGAACAUGCCUCAAGAGUGGCAGUGUGAAAUUGAAGUAUACAAAGCAACAUACCAUUUCAUCUUUGCCCAGAAGAACUUCUUUACUGAUUUAAUACAGGAUUGGGCUAGUGAUAGCGCCCCUGACAUCUACUCGUUUGUUCCAUACACUUGGAAGUUGAAAAUGAUGUUCCAUCAGUUUGAGAUGGUAUGGGCAGCAAACCAACACAACUGGGUAGAUUGCUCUACAAAACAACAAGAAAAUGUAUAUUUAGCAGCAUGUGGAGAAACACUGAACAUUGACUUCUCAUUACCUUUCAAUGACUUUGUCCCUGAAACAUGCAACACAAAAUUUUGUUUGAAGGCAGAAAAUAUGGAUUUACGUUUAUUUCUCCCAGACUGCCACCCUAGUAGGUAUGCUACUGUUACAUUAGUAAAUGAUUCCCAGCCCAACAAAGUGACUCCUCAAGCUGCUUCUUCAAAUGAGACUCAAGCUACUCAUAAAAUAGGAAAACUAAAAUGGCGCAAUGUUACUCAGCCAGAGGUUGAUUGGAUUGAGUGCUGGUCUGUUCCAAAUAUCCUACUCUGCAUUGACUAUACAUGGCAUCCCAUCUACCCUCAGAAAGCUGAUGAACAGUUGAAGCAAAGCAUAUUUGAAAUGCAGCAAUUGACAUCAAGAUCAUCACAGAAGGCUGCUGAAAGAACAUUGCAUUCUCCUUCAGUUUCACAAAGGUUGCGUAUUGAUCCAUGUGAACUUGCACCUGAUAAACUACAUGUGGAGCUAGAAAUGUCUCCAGAUUCUCAAAUCAUUCUGUAUGGGCCACUCCUGAAGGCGCUGUUAUCUAUCAAGGAAAACUACUUUGGAGAAGAUGACAUGUAUACUGAUUUUGAAGAAGUGGUCACAAGCCCUGUGCUGUCAUUAUCAACAUCUUCUAGUUCUGGAUGGCCAGCGGUUGGAGUUGAAGAAAAUGAGAAAAAGGAAGCAGAGAGUGGAGGCAAGCAAGUCCACCCGCUUACACUCCGCCCAUGGGACAUCUCUGUUCUUAUUAAUUUGUACAAAGUGCACGGAAGACUUCCAGUGCAUUGCAGCAGUGAUGGUUCAGAGUGCCCAACAGCAUUUCUGGAGAAACUUUGUUUUGAAAUGAAGAAGGUAUACAAAGAGACAAUGCUACAGCUUAUAUUGUCACCUGUCUAUGUUUUUGUGAGCGACAGCUACCCGAGGCCAUCCGUGGAUGGGCUACUUCGUGAAGGUCAUAUCAGCCUGUCUGGACUGCAGUUACGGGCCCAUGCCAUGUUCUCAGCAGAGGGGCUACCUCUAGGCUGCGCAACACUAGAAUAUUCAUGGCUGAUUGAUGUGCAAGCGGGUCUGCUUACUGCUAAAGUAACCUUGCCACAGCUGGCCACUCUGCUAGAGUGGGGACAGACAUUCAUCUUUCACGUGAUGUGUCAAGAAUAUGAAUUGGAAAGGCCCAAAUCUGUUGUCUUAUGUCAACAUGGUGUUGAUCAACGUUUCUGUGAAUUAAAGCUGAAAAGUGUGCCUGGGCCGUGUCAACGAUCAGAAGAACUGAAAUACACUAUGACUCGGGUAGCAGUUGAUGGAGCAGAUCUCUUUGUUGUAGAACAUGGUUGUGCAGCCAGUAUAAAGAUAGGGGCCAUUCGCAUUGCUACUUGUAACCUUCAUAACCAAGCAGUUGGAGAAGGAGUAAGUGCUGUUAUACAAGAUGUUCAGCUUAGGCAAUAUAUUGAACAAUUUGAAAACUGUAAGCUUGGAAUUCAACCCACUGUACUCCGUCGAUCAUGUUGGCUAGAAGCUGGUUCAGUAAAUUUUGGAUUAAUCACAGCAGAUGUGGCUUUGGCUGCAGACCAUCCUGCAAAACAUGAAGUGCAAAGGCAAUUCUUGGAAAUUCAUGAUAACCGAACUAAAAGACUGUGGUUUCUCUGGCCAGAUGAUGAGGUCAAAAAUAAACGAGUCAAGAACAAGUGUGGGUGCCUUAGUGGUUGUAAGUUCUACGCAGGCAUGGCCUCAGGACUAGACUUCUUCAAACUGGAUGAAAUUACCCCAUCCACCAGUUCUGCUUUCUCUACCAUAAUCGCAGAAUCAGAUAUGUUCUAUGGGCAAUCACUGCUGCAUCCAAAUGAAUGGAUUAUUACCAAGGACAUUUCAAAGUCUGCAGAUGGUAAGGCAAAUGGGACAAAAAGAAAAGAGUGGGACUCCAGAUCGUUGGGAACUGAUUCAGAGAGAAAGAACCAGUACCACAGUUUGCAGGUCCCUUUACGAUCUCACAGUUCAACAUCCUCCUCUGAAGAAAACAGUAGUUCUACUGCUGCACUUCCUUUGUUGGCAAGUGAAAAAAACAGUCCUUCCUCUAACGCUGAUGACAGUGUUCUACAGAUGCAUAUUCCUGUUUUGAGUACAAACACCGAAGAAACUGUUGGAAAUGAUCCAACAGAUGUUUCAGGAAGCACUCCAGUUUCUCCCAAUAAUCAAGAUAGAACUUUAGUCCGUUCUCCUUUGAAACGACAAGCCUCUGUCUCUUCUACGCGGCUUGGGAGUACAAAAAGUUUAUCAGCAGCCGUUUUUGGUGAGCGGCAGCCUACAACAAUGGGUGUACAAUUCACCAGCGAAGUGUCCCGCAGUGAUGAGAAUGUUUUGGAUUCUCCUCGUCAGCGGAGGAGCUUUGGAUCCUUCCCCUUCACUCCAUCAGCAGAUUCUAACACUUUCCAUCAGUAUCGAUCAGUUGAUUCCAGCAUAUCUGUAGCUGAAAGUGAGGCAUACUUUUCAGCAGCUGAGGACUUUGAUCCAGUCAGUAGUGAUGAAGGUCCAGGAACCUACCCAGGAAGAAAGAAGAGGCGUCGUACCCAAGCAGUUGACUAUAGCAGGAAUACAAUUUAUCGUAGUGUAGAGGGACCAUUAAAUAGUUCUGUUAGUGGAGAUAGCCAAGAGCUGAAAAACUAUCCUAUACAAGCUCAUGCCUCUCAGGCCUCUUUUGUAUCAGCUCUUGAAGGGGAUGAGGAAUCAACUGAUCAUAUACACACUGUGGAAGGAGAAAAAGCUGCAGAUAGCAAACAGCUGUCGAGUCAGCAGAUUGUGAUGUCUUGUUACCUAAAUUACCUUACACAACUGCAGGUAUCCAACUGGUCAGUAAAACAGCCAACAAACAAAAGAACAUCAAAAUCUUCACUGCAUCGCCCUUUGGACCUUGACACACCAACCAGUGAAGAGAGCUCAUCUUCAUUUGACCAGCUUUCUGUACCUAUGUUUAAGGUGAUUAAACAAGGUCUUGCAGCAAGUGCAUUACUUGACAGAGGUGCUCAACUAAUGGGAUCAAAUUCAAGUACUCCUUACACUCCACUGGAAAAAACAGCAAUGGAAAACACAGAUGAUACAGUUACUGAGCAAUGGAGUCUUGAUCAUCCCGUAUCUCAGACCAGAACCACUGCCAUAGUAGAAGUAAAAGGAGCGGUGGAUAUUGUCCUUACCCCACUUGUGACAGAAGCCUUUGACAGAUAUUUUGAAGCAAUGGUUCACUUUUCUAGCAUUUGGCAUCCUGCUGCAAUUGUGGAUGAUCUGCAUGCUAAAGUGCUGAAGGAGGCAUAUUUGAACAGCAAAUCAGCUAGUUCAGAAUUGACAACUGCAAAGCACGAAGGGCGAGCCUCCAAAAUAGAAAAUGGUACAACUGGUAUAACCAAAUCUGGCCAGACACGGACAAAUACCGAAACUAAACAAGAUAAUGUGAAAAUCAAGGGUCUUCAAGCUAACGUUUCCAUACCAAAGGUGAAUUUAUGUCUUUUGCAAGCAUUAGUGGAAAAACCUCCAACGUUCAGCGUAAACAAGAAUGUUACUCAGGUUUCUCUGGUUGCACUGUGUUUUGACAGAAUUUCUACACAAAUUCUGAUGAACAGGGGUAUAGUAGAAGAUGGAACCAACAAUCCUGAUGCAGGCAGAGCAUCUGUCGCAUUUGAUAAGUAUGUAAAUGCUAAUAAGAUGCAACCACAGUCAUCGGGCUCCCUGAGGUCAAACUCAGGAGCAGAGAGGGGAAAGGAGCUAGCAGCCAAGCUUGAUGUCCAUCGCAUACAUGGUCAAUUAAGAGGUCUUAGCACAACAGAUUUAGGAAUAUGCUCAAUCACUGCAAUCCCCUUUGAGAAGUCAAAAGUUCUUUUCACAUUAGAAGAAUUGGAAGAUUUUGUUUUUAUGGAUGAUGCGGAACUGCUUAAAGCUGCAGACACAACUAAAACUCCUCAGAGUAUGGAGAAGUGGGGAUGGAUAAUGUUUGAAUGUGGAAUUGAAAAUUUAACCAUAAAAGGAGGAAGGCAGUCAGGAGCUGUUUUGUACAAUGUUAUGGGUGUUCUUGGGAAAUCAAAUACAGCAGAAAGGAACGGUAUGCUGAAAUCAGGUGACUCUACUGGUUCUCCAACUGGCAGUGGCUAUAGCACUGAUGUAUCAGAAGAUAACCUCCCUCGUGACGAAAGAAGCCCAACUUCAGAUAUCAAUGGGAAUUCAGCAUCUGAUGAUCAGGAUGAAGGGGUAGAGUCUGAUGAUCUUAAAAAGGAUCUUCCUCUGAUGCCACCGCCCCCUGAUUCCAGCAGCAUGAAACUUACUAUUAGCGAAAUUUGGUUCAGCUUCGCUGCUCCAACCAAUUUACAUUCACGUGUUCAGACUUAUUCCAGGCAGCUAAACCUUUUAAGCACAGCUACUCCAGCUAUUAGUGCCUGGCUUAUUCCUAUUGAUCAACUGAAAUCCUCCUUGAAUAAAUUGGAAGUGGAAAGAACUCUUCGUGUGUGUGCUGUGAUGGGCUGCAUCAUGACAGAGGCUCUAGAGAGGAAGAGUGUACAUUUUCCAUUGAAGAGCAAGUACAAUAGGGUUACUAAAUUAGCUCGGUAUCUACAAGAAAACCCUUCCUGUUUACUUUGCAAUAUACUUCAUCGGUACCUGCAGCAGGCAGACUAUUCUGUCAUCGAGGAUGCCACAAUGAACAAUGGCCUUCCUGCUCUGGUCACUCUAAAAAAGGGUUUGGUAGCAUUAGCAAGACAGUGGAUGAAGUUCAUAGUUGUCACUCCAGCUUUCAAAGGAGUUAGUUUACAGCUUAAGCCGGCACAACUUCGAAAGCCACAACCAGCAUCACAGAUUGAUCGUCAAGUUUGUGGCUUGGACAAUGGAGGAGCCAUACAAAGUGACACAAGUGCUGAUGGGGCAGAAUUUGAAUUUGACGCUGGUAAUUCUACAGUUAGUGAACACACCAUGCUGUUAGAGAGUAGCCGUCCACCAGCGGGUGGCAUCUCCUCCGGACCAGUAACUGGCUCUGACAUCAUGAGAAAGUUAUCCAAAACAAAUGCUCAUGCACAUGAAUCCACACUUAAAAUAAAAGGUGUCCACCCAUACCAGUCCCUCAGCUACACGAGUGGAGAUACAGUAGCAGACUCACCAGCUCAUGUCAGCCGUGCAGGAUUACCGACAAGAGAUAGUCCUAGAAAGGAAAGUCUACUGAGCUAUCUGACUGGGAGCUUCCCUAGUCUCCACAAUCUUCUUGAAGGAACUCCACAACGCAGUGCAACAGUAAUUAAAAGCAGUUCACUUACACGGCCAGGGAAUGCUGUCGCUGCAGAGAUGUUAUCAGAACAUCCACUAUUGGCUGAACCAUCAUCAGUCAGUUUCUAUAAUUGGAUGUCAAAUGCUGUGAGUAACCGAGGAAGCAUUACUCAAGAAUCACCAGUGCCCAGGUCUGGACAUAACAGUCUUCCAACAGGUUUGACAUAUAAUCUUCCUACAAUACAAUCUGCAUCUGACUUCAACACAGUGCUGUCGAGUGAUCAGAACACACUGGAUGGCACACAGUCUCAGAACAGCACUAGUCAGGAUGAAAUUGUUGAUAUUGAGGAGGGUAACCAGGGCCCUCCUGCUGUUCAGUUGGCUGAUGCACAGGUAGUCUUUAAACCUUUACUGAGUAAUACAGGAAUACAAUCGCAAGAUAUUGUACCUUUAACUUAUGGAAUGUAUUUUGGGGAACAUUUGUCAUUCUCUGGAAGUUUAGACUGUCUCAGGGCAGAUAUUGUUGAUUCUGAUACAUCCAAAGAGAGAAAGAUCAGAAGAAAAAGAAGACAGGGCAUGAUAAACCUUCCACCUCUUGACUUCAAACCUGCACUGAUGUUUGAUACCUUCAGCAUAAAUGCCGUUGUGAUGGACAGACCAUCUUCAAACCGAAACUCAACUAAUGCCCUUGCUUUCCAUGAACUUAGUAGGCAUCAUCAAAACACCUUUCAUGUUAACUUCACUAUCUCCUGUCAAUCUAUCAGCCAGCAUGUGGACAUGGCAUUAGUUCGUCUCAUUCAUCAAUUUAGCACAAUGAUUGAUGACAUAAAGGCCACUCAGACAGACAUUAAACUUAGCAGAUACACAGCUGGGUCUGUAUCUCCCACACCAACAUUUAAAACGCGCAAACAUCGGGAUUUUCGUUCAUCAGAUUUCAGUCGCAGUUCUCGAGGCAGUCUUAAUGGAGGUGUCAGAGGAAAUAGUACUAAGGCAAAUAAAAUACUUGGAAAUGAGAACAAUAAAAGAGAGUCACGCAAUAAAAAUUCAUCAGGGCCGACACAAAGGAGAACCUCAAAGGUUUCCAGGAAGGGAUCGAAGGAUGUGGUAGACCAUGUGACUAUUCAAAUGGAUGACUCUGACUCGAUCACAGUGUCUGAGCAAAGUGAACCUUCUGCAGAGUGCUGGCAGAAUAUGUACAAACUGCUUAACUUUUAUUCAUUAAUCUCUGAUCCAACGGGCAUCCUUGAAAAAUCUUCUCCUGAUGUAUUGGGCCCUACAGAUACAGGUGGUAGAAGUCCCACUGAACCUGGUUGCAGAGUAAUUUUUGAAAAUGAACAGGAUUGCUCAAGUCCGAACAGACUAUCAAGGAAGCGCAGCUUAGUAAGUGCUGAACCCCAGCAUGUCACCCUCAUAGUGUUUGGAGUUGGUAUAGUGAACCGCACUCAUCUAGAGGCAGACAUUGGAGGCUUGACAAUGGAGGCAGAGCUUAAGAAGAUCCAUGGAAGUUUUACAGUAAAAGAGAAAAUGAAAGAUGUUUUGCACCAAAAGAUGACUGAAACUUGUGCAACUGCUCAUAUAGGUGGUGUAAACAUAGUCCUGCUGGAAGGCAUUACACCUAACAUUCAGCUGGAGGAUUUUCCUACUUCACCUACAAGUACAGCCAAACAAGAAUUUCUAACGGUAGUUAAAUGCAGUAUUGCCAAAUCUCAGGCUCUUUAUAGUGCCCAGAGAGGAUUGAAGACCAACAACACAAUGGUUGUAAAAGUAGGAGCCAUUAGCAUCAAUAUCCCACAGCACCCUGCCACACUGCAUAGCAUGAUGGUUCGGAGUUCUCAUCAGCUCUCCAAGCAGAUUUCUGAUCUCAUUCGUCAGCCAUCAACAUGUAUACCAACGCCAAAGGAAGAUAUUUACACUCCACAGGUCCCUGAGAAGCCUGUGUCAAGUGUCAAUCAAACUCCUGUUGAAACAAAUGAAUUUCCUCAGCUGCCAGAGGGUUUGGAGAAGAAGCCAAUUGUACUUAAAUUUAGUGCCUUGUUGGAUGGUAUUACCAUUGGUGCAGCACUACUGCCAUCUCUUAAAGCAGAAUACAAAAUGGGCAGGAUGAAAAGCCAUGGAAUGACAGGAGCCCAAACUAGGUUCACAUUUGAGCUGCCCAAUCACAGACUGCGCUUCCAGUCAAAAGUGACACCUGUUGAUAUGGCAACAUUACCUCCAUCUGCCAGCCUUAACCUACCACAAGUCACCAUGUCUGGAGAAUACAUCAUGGAGGAGCACGAGAGUUACCCAGACAAAUCCUGGAAUGGAGACGAAUUCCCAUUGAAACAAGGCAAUUACCUGCAGGGAAACUAUUUACGUUGUGUUGCUGAGGUUGGUUCCUUUGAACACAACUUGACAACAGAUCUUUUGAAUCAACUAGUCUUUGUACAGAAAGUUUUCAUGAAAGAGGUCAAUGAAGUUAUUCAGAAAGUCUCCGGAGGGGAGCAACCUAUCCCACUGUGGAAUGAGCAUGAUAUUUUAAUGGAUGGAGAAAAGCCAAAAAUUCUGCUGUACUCUUUGAACCUGCAAUUUAAGGGUAUCCAAGUUACAGCAACUACGCCUUCCAUGAGAGCUGUAAGGUUAGAGACUGGAUUAAUUGAACUGGAACUUUCAAAUCGCAUCCAAACUAAGGCUCAGCCUGGUGCAGGCCGUAACAGCAGCUAUCUGAAACUGUUUGGUAAAUGUCAGGUUGAUUUAAACCUGGCAUUAGGACAAAUUGUCAAACAUCAGGUCUAUGAAGAAGCUGGUUCAGAUUUUCAUCAAGUAGCAUAUUUCAAAACACGGAUUGGAUUGAGGAAUGCACUGCAAGAAGAGAUCAGUGGCGCUUUCGAUAGGGAAGCUGUUCUCAUCACACUUAGUCGACCAAUAAUAUAUGCACAACCUGUGGCCUUUGACAGAGCUGUCCUUUUCUGGCUGAACUACAAAGCUGCUUAUGACAACUGGAAUGAACAGCGAAUGGCACUACACAAGGACAUUCAUGUGGCUACAAAGGAAGUAGUUGACAAACUGCCUGGAAUUCAGCAAACGUCUGCUCAAGCAUUUGGCACUCUCUUUUUGCAGCUGACUGUGAAUGAUUUGGGCAUCUGCUUACCUAUCACCAGCACUAUGCAGGGUAAUCACAGUAUUGAUUUUGAUCCUGGGUCGGCUAUGGUUCUUACCAUUGAGAGCACUUUGAUCACUGCUUGCUCAUCUGAAUCCCUAGUCAGCAAAGGUCAUUUCAAAAAUUUCUGCAUACGAUUUGCUGAUGGAUUUGAAACUAGUUGGGAUGAUUGGAAACCAGAACUUCAGGGAGAUAUAGUAAUGAAUGCCUGUGUUGUACCAGAUGGGACAUAUGAAGUAUGUUCACGGACUACUGGACAGGCUGCUGCAGAUAGCAGUAGUGCAGGAACCUGGACACUGAAUAUUUUAUGGAAAAUGUGUGGUAUUGAUGUGCAUAUGGAUCCCAACAUAGGAAAAAGGCUCAAUGCCUUGGGUAACACAAUGACAACUCUGACAGGUGAGGAAGAAAUUGAUGACAUCGCUGACCUGAACUCGAUCAACACAGUUGACUUAACAGAUGAGGAUGAAACUGACAGCAUGUCUCCCACUGUCAUCACUGAAACCACUGAACAUCGAAGACAGGGUACGACUGGGAGCCAAGCAGCAGAUUCAAGAGGAAGAAAGUUUGUUAAACGUUUAGUGGACAUCAGGGAAUUGAAUGAACAAGCCAAAGUUAUUGAUGAUCUAAAAAAACUUGGUGCCAGUGAAGGAACAAUAAACCAAGAAAUUCAGCGUUAUCAACAGCUAGAAUCUGUUGCUGUUAAUGACAUCCGUCGAGAUGUUCGGAAAAAACUACGCCGAUCCAGUAUGAGGGCAGCGUCUCUUAAAGAUAAAUGGGGUCUAGGCUAUAAGCCCAGCUAUAACAGAUCAAAAAGUAUCUCAGCCUCUGGAAGACCACCUUUGAGAAGACUGGAAAGGACAAGUUCUAGAGUUGGUGAGGCAGAAGACCCUAAUGAAGUUCAAACUCCAGAACCACCUGGAACAGGAACAGGGCCAAGAGUGACUUUUAAAGUACAGGAAUCGCUGAAUGAUACAGCUUUGGGCCUUACAAAGCAAGCCAGCACACCAAAGGAAGGGUAUUUUCAGUUCCCUGAGGAGACAGAAUUGGAUAUGUUAUCAAUCACCGUUGAUAGUCCAUCUCAUUUCUCACCCAUCAGUGAACGUUCAGUGUUUAGUUCACCCAACAGGCCAUAUGUCGUUCAACAAAGACUUGCCUUCCAGCUUGAUGACGCAAAGCGAGAAGACAGUUUGUCAUCAUCUAGUGAAGAAUCUGACCGGGAUGAAGAGUAUGAAAAAGAAAAACCACAAUACAUCAGGAGGACACCGCAUAGCACACGUAAGAAGUCUCCUGGGCUUGCUGCAGUCCAACAACUUUUUACUGAUCGAUGGCCAUCAGCAUCACUAAACAGAAAUUCCUUAAACGCUGCAACGGAAAGGAACAUUGAUUUCGAGCUUGAUGUUCGAGUUGAGAUUGAGAGUGGAAAAUGUGUUCUGCACCCAACUACCCAGCAGCUGCAGCAAGCAGAACAUGAUGAAUUCAACACUAAAAGGAGUACUGAAAAGAGUUUAAAGAAUUUGGAUCAAGAUACUCCAGCAAAGAAGAAAAAAACACAUCAGAAUUAUCCAUCAACUUCACAUUUAAUAGGUGGCAAAAAGGUGCCACAUACCCUUCAGACCAAGACUACUGAGUUUGAGAACACAGUCUUUUACAUUCCAGGAGUAGAUGUAAAGUUGCACUAUAACUCCAAGACACUAAAGACAGAUUCUCCAAACACCUCCAGAGGAUCAUCUUUGCCAAGAACUCUGUCUAAAGAAUCCAAACUGUACGGUAUGAAAGAUAGUGGUGUUGCCCCUGCAUCCUCUACUAAUUACAGCAAGGCUAACUUCCUGCUUCCUCCCCCACCCCCACCUUUACCAUCAGCCAAAGGAAAAGGAAGUGGAGGUGUGAAAACAGCAAAACUUUAUGCUUGGGUUGCUUUGCAAUCUCUUCCUGAAGAAAUGGUGAUUAGCCCUUGCCUACUGGACUUCCUAGAAAAAGCUCUGGAAACUAUUCCUAUAACUCCAAUUGAAAGGCAUUAUACAGCUCUCAGCUCCCAAGAUGAAGAUGUGGGUCAGUUUGAAGUUCAGGACGCAAUGGAGGAAUCAACGACAUCUCUAGUAUCAUCAUCUACUUCAUCGUAUUCCUCAUUUCCAGUGGAUGUUGUAGUUUAUGUGAGGGUGCAGCCUUCACAGAUUAAGUUCAGCUGUUUACCUGUAUCAAGGGUGGAAUGCAUGUUAAAACUGCCUUCACUGGACUUAGUGUUCUCAUCGAAUAGAAGUGACCUGGAAAGCUUAGGUUUCUCGCAUGCAUUUGAUGGAGCUCAGGUGUCUGCCACCGCCACUUCACUGCUUGCUCAAACAGUAUUAAAAACUGCUGCUAACAAAACAGGUUCAUCAACUGGAUUUGGAAGCCCUCUCGGAAGAAGCCGACAUAGUAGUAGUCAAUCUGAUCUUUCUUACUCCAGCACUACUGCAUCAGGCUUGAGCUUUACAGCUUGUAUGUCAGAUUUCUCUCUGUAUGUUUUUCACCCAUAUGGAACUGGCAAGCAGAAAACAACAGUAACUGGCUUGACUCCUGGAUCAAGUGCUCCUGGUGCUGUUGACGAAGAAGCCUGUUCUGUCACCGGCCGUAAGGAUUCUCUGAGUAUUAACCUUGAAUUUGUGAAAGUCAGCUUGUCCAGAAUGAGACGAUCUGGAGGGGGUUCAUUGUUUGACAAUCAAACACCAAUCAAAAUUAACAACAAAAUGGAAACCACUUUAAUUAAUAUCUCUGCUGUCUGUGAUAUAGGGUCUGCUUCCUUCAAGUAUGACAUGCGUAGACUUAGUGAGAUUCUAGCCUUUCCAAGAGCUUGGUACAGAAGAAGUAUUGCUAGGCGCCUCUUCCUUGGUGAUCAGACGAUCAACUUACCAGUUUCAGGACCUGUGACUCCAGAUUCCAUUGAAAGCCAGCAGCUUUCUCCUGAAUCAACACGCAAGGCUUACUGGCGUACCUGGGAGCAAUCAGCACAGUCUUCUAAUUACUCACAUCUAGCGCAGACAGCAAAUGUCUUCAAUGAUCACACAGCAUCUAGCAGUACAUCGCCAGCUGGUCUGAUUCACAGUGUGAAAUCCCCUUCAGCUGUCCGAUCUAGAACUAUUUCAGAUUCAUCUGCUCCAAGGAGAGAUUCCAUUACCAAACUCACUGCAUCAUCAUUUAGCAAGAAUGGAAAGACAGCAAACCAACAAACAGCGCCCUGGGAAACACUAGUUGUCUUUGCAAUCAAUCUGAAGCAGCUAAAUGUUCAAAUGAAUAUGAGUAAUGUCAUGGGGAAUACCACGUGGACAACUAGUGGAUUAAAAAGCCAGGGGCGAUUAUCUGUGGGUAGCAACAGAGACCGAGAAAUAUCAAUGUCCGUUGGUCUAGGAAGAUCUCAACUAGAUUCCAAGGGAGGAGUCGUCGGUGGCACUAUAGAUGUAAACACUUUGGAGAUGGUUUCUCACAUAUCAGAACACCCAAACCAACAACCCAGCCACAAAAUCCAGAUCACAUUGGGUUCCACUGAUGCACGAGUUGAUUAUAUGGGAUCAAGUAUCCUGAUGGGAAUUUUCAGCAAUGCAGAUCUGCAACUACAAGAUGAAUGGAAAGUCAAUCUUCAUAAUACAGUAGACUUGAGCAUGACUGAAAAAAGUGAAGUUUUUGUUCAUGGAGAUCUACAAUGGGACAUUUUCCAGGUCAUGAUCUCGCGAUCAACCACACCAGACCUCAUUAAAAUUGGAAUGAAAUUGCAGGAAUUUUUCACUCAGCAGUUUGAUACCAGCAAACGAGCCCUUUCUACCUGGGGACCUGUCCAGUACCUACCCCCAAAAACACCAGUAAUAAAUGUGGAGAGGAGCUCCAGUGAACAUUUACUAGAUGCAGCACAUCAUCGCCAUUGGCCAGAAGUGUUAAAAGUGAUUGCUGGAUGCCAGAUCUCCCUAUUCCAAAUGCCUUUGCCUGAAGAUGCAGUACAGCUGGGUGGAUCCAUGAGCUUGCAUGGAAAUCAUAUGACUCUGGCAUGCUUUCAUGGACCAAACUUCCGUUCAAAAUCUUGGGCGUUAUUCCACCUGGAGGAGCCCAACAUUGCUUUCUGGACUGAGGCUCAGAAAAUCUGGGAAGAUGGUGCCAGCGAUCAUUCAACGUACAUUGUACAAACACUGGACUUUCAUUUGGGACAUAAUACAAUGGUUACAAAGCCUGGUGGUGCUUUAGAAAGUCCAAUGGCAACAAUCACCAAAAUAACGAGACGUCGUCAUGAAAACCCACCACAUGGUGUUGCAACUGUACAGGAGUGGUUCAACUACGUUACUGCCAUGAGGAAUGAAGAGCUCAACCUCCUUCGAAAUGUUGAUGCUAACACCCAAGACAGUAAAGCAACCAUUAAAAGUUCCAAUCUGCUUAGUGGUUUCCGUGGAACUGCCAACUAUAACCAUGAGACAGAAACAAUUUUUGCCUUGCCAAGGAUGCAGCUGGACUUCAAAUCAAUACACAUGCAGGAACCUCAAGAACCGUCACUGCAAGAUCCCAACAGUAAGCCAAAGGUAGAGUGUAGCGUUGUGACAGAAUUCACGGACCAUAUUUGUGUGACCAUGGAUGCUGAACUGAUUAUGUUCUUGCAUGACCUCGUAUCUGCUUACCUCAAAGAAAAAGAGAAAGCAAUUUUUCCUCCUCGCGUUCUUGCCAUUCGACCAGGCCAAAAAAGUCCUAUUAUAACCCAUGAUGACGGCUCCACAACUAAAAGUAAGGAGGAGGUGAUCUAUACAACUGUGGACUGGAGAGAGUUUGUUUGUAAUACCUGGCACCUGGAACCCACAUUAAGAUUAAUUUCUUGGACUGGAAGGAAGAUUGACCCAGUGGGUGUGGACUAUAUUCUUCAAAAGCUGGGAUUCCAUCAUGCCAGAAUCACUAUUCCAAAAUGGGUACAGCGUGGUGUUAUGGAUCCACUAGAUAAGGUUCUCUCAGUUCUCAUUAAAAAACUUGGAGUAGCGCUUCAGGACGAAAAAGAAAAGAAAGGAAAAGACAAGGAGGAAUAUCAAAAAUAAGUUUAUUACAAGAGUAGUACAACCACUUUCAUGUUUGCUGUUGCUGUAAAUUUCAUUUACAGGUUUUAUAGUAUUCCAAAUAUUAAUUUGAGUAAUGCUUCAUCACAGUUCAGUUUCAUACAACAUUAUUAUUAGCAAAACCCAACUGGAAAAUAUGUCAUAACUUAAAGCCUGCACGACUGCUUUGUUAUGAACAAAUGUGAUUGUUAUACUUUGGUGCAUGGUACUAUUCAAAAUUAGUUAACAGAGUAUUGCACAAUUACUGUAAUGUUUGUGUGCGUGUGUGUGUGUGUGUAUAUAUAUAUAUAUAGAGAGAGAGAGAGAAAAAUAGUGGUGUCAAAGUGCUGCUUAGCAUUCCCAUUUUUAUUGUGAUUAUGUGCAAUGCAUUUAACGUAUUAUAAUUACUAAAAUGAAUACUAACUGAAUUGUCUUGCAUUUCAUUGUUCAGAAUUAAAUCCCUAUUGUUAUUCAUUUGUUGUUGAUAGUCUUUAUGCUAUGUGCAUUGUAUUGCUUUGAGAACAAAUGUGCUGUGAUUUUGGUUAAAACGCGACCAUUUUUAUUGUAAAUGCAGAACUAAAUGGUUAUGAGUUCAUCUGUGAAUUUGUCACAAAUAAAAAUACUGUUGAAUUUUAAA
Messenger RNA from Carcharodon carcharias (great white shark), 15851 nucleotides. RefSeq names its product KIAA1109 ortholog. Gene Ontology annotation, biological process: synaptic vesicle endocytosis. The transcript is spliced from 86 exons. Lineage: Eukaryota; Metazoa; Chordata; Chondrichthyes; Lamniformes; Lamnidae. The record is from RefSeq and is a predicted model, not a curated record. The coding region runs from base 140 to 15217 and encodes 5025 amino acids.